This is a messenger RNA of Haemonchus placei, 384 nucleotides long. Lineage: Eukaryota; Metazoa; Nematoda; Chromadorea; Rhabditida; Trichostrongylidae. The record is from the annotation of a GenBank genome assembly.
AUGCUGUUCACUUGCUUAGUGCUGGUUUCCUUCCUUACAAAUGCCGCCGUACAGGGCGAGAGUAGCGCACUACAGGACGAAGUCAAGGAGGCCCUUAGGUAUGUCAACGAAGCCGAUAACGAAAAUAUCAUGUGGGAUCCUGAUCUGGCCGAGAUAGCACAGCGUUUGGUAAAUGAUCCAAAGACUGUGAAUGCUGACUUAAGGAUCAAGAAAAACAAGUGUUUCAAGAAGAAAGAUAGAAGAUCUUGGUUCAACAAAGUAGUAGACGGUUUUGAAAAGAUCGAACGCCUUGGAACAGAAACACACUUCGGAUGCAACGGCGUUCUCGACGCACGGCUAGCGAAUUACCAUUGUGUGACUAUUGCCUGUAUCUACAAGAAAUAG